AUGCUUCAUGGAAUGAACGAGAGACGCAUUGCUCACCGUGGCCUGGAACGCCGAACGGCGUCUUCCACGAGCACGACCACUGACUCGCAGGAAUCUUCUCUUACGGAUGCUGAGACGACGCUCACCAUCCGCAUCAGUACCAGCGACUCCGUGACUUCCACUAGCGCCACCUCGUCUGCUAAGACGUCGACCUCGACUCACACAUCAUCUACGUCGAUGUCUUCAACGUCUACGACGACGACAUCGAUAACUUCAUCUACCCUGUCGUUGUCGACGACCUCCUUAUCUACGACCUCUUCCUCUUCGUCCUCAUCGUCGUCGUACUUCUCGACCUCAAGCACAGUAAGCGCGGAAGCGACCAGUUCAUCAACUCAUACCACGGCAAUCUCUGUUACCGUAUCAGCAGCAGCUAAAUCAGUCUCAACCAGUGAUGUCGCAUCAGCAUCAGCCAGUUCGACCAGCGGGACAAGCCAUACGGGUGCAAUUAUUGGAGGCCUUGCCGCAGGCAUUAUUGGACUUGCGUUGGUCAUCGCUACAGUAGGGUUCUUCUUGCGUCGAUGGCGUACAAAUCGUCGCGAAACGGAUGAAUUCGACGCUAAGACCUUUCGACGUUCUGCCGUUCUCAUGCAUGGCCCGCGUUCAGAUCCCGAUACUGAUCGUUCGUUUAACCCCCGUCCUCCUAGCAUGCUAGAACGUCGCAAUCAUCCUAUGUCGUUUGGAACGCAAUAUGGAGCACCAGGACCUGCCUAUGCUCCUCCAGAGCGUUCGCAACCACACUAUGGUGCAGGGGUGACCCUUGGCUAUUCCCUGGCUGCAAACUCCGCCAAUCCAUUGUUUGCCCCCGCCGUACAUAAACAAGUCGAUGAUACACCUUCAGCAUUCCCUGUACCGUCCGAUACUCCCCAGUAUGUCUACAGCUAUGAUUUAGAUGAUGGUCCGUUGCCCUCACCGGUGUAUGGACUUGGCGGUCCGACCAUACCAGCGAGGACACCAUCGAAUCGCACUUCUGAGAACACUGUCAGCCGGAACGUAUCGAUCUCACGUAGUACCGCCACUUACGAUCAGUCUGUUCACCAUUCCUCCGUGGCCUCCAGUGCUCCCUGGCAGAGCCUACCUGUACCAGCGAACGAUUACAUCGACGUCGCUCGAUCCAGCGUCACCCCCUUUCAAGCUGCUCAGUAUGCAGAGAUAGCGAACCGACUAGACACCGAAGUUCCUCAGGGAUUGGAUACACCGGCUGUGAAUGAAUAUGUGCAUAGCAGGAAUGCGUCCCUAGCAACUAAUGGUUCAGGGACACCACCUGUAGUUCCGCCGAAGGACAGCUAUAAUACCCAAGCUACUUCAGCACCCAGUCCGUCCCCCAAACGAACAUCUGUUCAGUCUCAAGCAUCAGUGGACAUUAUGAAGGACCUCGAAUUCCCUGCCCCGCCAUCCCCGGUUCUAUCUACCUCGUCCCGUUAUCGUGUUGACUCCACCCCUCCCACUCUUCCCGAAAUAUCCAUAGAUCGUGGAUCUGUCUCGCAAUAUUCCCUGCCGAGUUCUUACCGAGAUAGCACCAGCAGCACCCCGAUGUCUUCUCCAUUUACAGGUUCUGGUUCCGGCUUCCCCAGUGGUGUCAGUCAAACCAUCACUGUAGCCGGCAAGUUGAGCACUCAGAGCAGGUUCCCAACUACCCCCAGCCCACUCGGAAGCAGCUUUGUGAUGACUCCUCCUGCAGAGAGGAAGAAUGGGUUCCCUUCCAGUCCAACUCCCUCGAGUCCCACUAUACCUGCCGUCAAGAGGCCAGAAACAAUUUACCAUGCGGAUGACGCCUAUGGGGGUAUCUGA
Molecule: messenger RNA, 1827 nt
Organism: Guyanagaster necrorhizus
Lineage: Eukaryota; Fungi; Basidiomycota; Agaricomycetes; Agaricales; Physalacriaceae
Exons: 3
Coding region: 1-1827 (608 amino acids)
Source: RefSeq, a predicted model, not a curated record